Messenger RNA from Populus trichocarpa (black cottonwood), 2591 nucleotides. RefSeq lists its product as uncharacterized. The record is from RefSeq and is a predicted model, not a curated record. Gene Ontology annotation, cellular component: SMN complex; nucleus. Gene Ontology annotation, biological process: spliceosomal snRNP assembly. The transcript is spliced from 4 exons. Lineage: Eukaryota; Viridiplantae; Streptophyta; Magnoliopsida; Malpighiales; Salicaceae. Bases 129 to 2423 code for a protein of 764 amino acids.
GUCGUUGAAACCCCUCGAGCACAAAACCUCACUCUCCAUAAACCCCACUCUCUCUUAAAUCUCAAUCACAAGACAAACUCUCAAGAUUCCUCAGAAACUGAAUUCUCUCCCUCUCGCUUUAAACUUGAAUGACCAAAGCUUUGUUCUUUUCUGGUUUGGAGAAAACAGAACUCGAGAUGGCUGAUGAUACGUCGGUUGGGCCCGAAAUAAGAAUCACAGAGAUUGAAGAAGAACCUCUCCUUCAACAGCCACAAGAAGAAGAAGACCCAAAUGGAUCAUCUUUGUUGAUUCUUUCACCUACACAAGCAGACCAAGAAGAAACCAACAAUCAAGACCAACCAAGUCCAACUUCUUUCAAGAAUGUAAAGUUCUCCUCUUUAACUGAAUCUGAUACUAAUUUUGGUGAGAAAGAAGAACUGGGCUUGGAAGGAAAUGAAGUAAAGUUUGACUAUUUGAUUGGAAAGAAGGUUGCUUAUUGUGAAUUGGUUUCUGGGUCUUUUGAAAGUGGAGAUUUUGAUGAUAAGAUUGAGAGUUCUGGUGUGAAAGUGCUAGAAACUGAGACUUCUGUGGAUGGUGUAUUGAAUAAAGGAGAGAUUGAAUGGAGUGUUGAUGGUGUGAAAGAAGUGAAAGAGAAGGGGAAAGAUUUUGUAGGAAGUGAAUGCUUCGAGGCUGAGAUGGGUUUAGGUUCCGAAGACAAUAAAGAGUUUGUGAUGGUGAAAGAGAUUGGAGGAGAAAGUUCAUUGGAAGCAAAGAAGAAGCAAUUAUUGGAAGAACUUCAAGAUGGUUCGAUCUUUAAAAACAAAACCAAUGUGGAUAAUAAUGUUGAUGGCUUUGACACUGGUGUGGGAAUCUCGGGGAUACUCAAAGGAUCUGAUGAAUCUGUCAAACGUUCUUUGAAGAUUGAAAUGAUUGAUCAUACAGUGUUGAUUGAACCAGCUUCUGUAACCAAAACUGGUAAUGGUGGUGGUAAUGUUGCCGAGAGGAAUGGAAAGAAGAACGGUAAACAUGAAACUGAUGAAAAGAAGGUAAAAAGGCCGCGGAGAAGGGGAAAGAUUGCAACGAAGGGUGGUUUGGAGACAAGCGAAGGGCAAAAGAAAGUGACCCAAAUUGAUGAAGCUCAAAAGAGAACAAUUGAUGUUGGUGAAGUUCGAAAUGGCUGUGAAACAGACGGGGACCAGAUGAAGAGGAAGUACUCAAGGGAGGAAAUGAAGGUCCUGAGGUUUGCAAAUAUUGUAGAACAGCGAAAAUUGUGGAGAGAUAUAUACACUGGACUUGGAGAUGAUGCUGUGGAGGGCUAUAAAGACUUGGCAAGUUCAAAGCAUCAUAAGAACGUUUCCUUGAACUUCAAUCCUUGGGAGCAUUUUGGAAGGAAGGAACCUGACAUUCCUGGGGAAGAAUCUUCUGAAAUCGUGGACGAUGGAUUAGAAAACAUGGAAGUAGAUGGGGGGGUGCAAAAUGCUGAUCUCUUGGAUCCUGCUUGCAGUAACAGUAUUGAGGGUGAAGGUACUGAUACAGUUUUGGAAGAAGCGUAUGGUGAAGAAGUUGACAGCGAUGAUGAUUAUGCUAGCAUUCAGAGGCCUGCUUUUGCAGUAGAAGGAGAACCAGAUUUUGAUUCUGGACCUCCAGAGGAUGGAUUAGAAUUCCUCAGGCGUGUCAGGUGGGAGGCUGCUCACAUUCCAAAAGUUAAAGUAGCCAAGCUUGACAGGAGCAGAGUUAACAAAGAACAAACUGUUUAUAUGCCCCAGAUUCCUAACAUUGCCAAGUGUCCAGAGUAUUUACUGCCAUUGAAGCAGUGGGAGGAUGCAUUUCUUGUUGAUUUUUCUGAGCUGCGACAGUUUCUGUCUCAAGAUGACGGUUCCAGCACUAGAAUUUCCCAGAAGAUGCAACCAGCAGCUAUUGUUCUUGGGAAUUCUUCCCCUCAGCAUGCUGAAAGUAUUGUUGUUGAGAGAUCCAAUAUCCUUGGAACUGAAACUGAUGAAGUCCAAUCCUACAAACCUCUCGAUACUUCCAGUGCUGAGAACGCCAUUGAUCACCCAUGCAUGGCGAAUGUUGAAGACUGUAGAAACUUAACAUCUUCUCAGAUUCCAACUCCUGAAGCUUCUUGCAGUGAUGCUUUAUGCAACUACCCUACCUUGUCUGUGAUUUUAGCUAUGGAUUGUGUUGCUCGAGUUUCAAUGCUGAGGAAACGCAUAAAAUUGGCAGAAACCAUGGACACACUGUCAAAGAAUGACUGUGUGUGGCUAUUUGCCUUAUGUGCAGCAGUUGAUGCUCCACUAGAUGCUGACACGUGCGCUGCUCUUCGGGGUCUGCUCCGAAAAUGCGCAAGCUUGCGAGCUAGCAAAUCUGAACAUGAUGAUGAGGUUAUCAUGCUGAAUAUUCUCGCCACAAUUUCAGGCAGGUAUUUUGGACAGUCUGAAAGCUGAAGCUUCUCAGUUCAACUAAACCAUGUCAACUUCAAGGAGUAUAUUUAUAUUUCUUGUAUUUGAGUAUAGCAAGUUGCUUAUAUUUUUUAAUCUGCUUUGGAAAUGGCUUCUGUUUGUUCAGACGCAAAAUUAGAGUUAUUUUUAAUUUGGGGUGGUUUAAUUAUGAAA